AUGAUCCUUCGCGUACCCCCAUGGGUCGUGUGGGACCUUCAUAGCCCCAGUCUCAAAUCCGAACAGAUCUCUGAGAACAAAGAAGUCAAGCGUUGGGUCGACAACUACCUCGGCGUCGGUGAAUGGGUCAUGGAUCAGUCCGUGGCUGUCAUGGGCUCCUCCAGCUGGUUUGAGCGGAGACGGUGA
Penicillium maclennaniae is the source of this 186-nucleotide messenger RNA. Its product is annotated as DUF1748 domain-containing protein. The record is from RefSeq and is a predicted model, not a curated record. NCBI's taxonomy places the organism in Eukaryota, Fungi, Ascomycota, Eurotiomycetes, Eurotiales, Aspergillaceae. The coding region runs from base 1 to 186 and encodes 61 amino acids. Gene Ontology annotation, cellular component: cytoplasm. The transcript has a single exon.